AUGUACCUUUCCAUCUGUUGCUGUUUCCUCCUAUGGGCCCCUGCCCUGACGCUCAAAAACCUCAACUACUCGGUGCCAGAGGAGCAAGGGGCCGGCACCGUGAUCGGCAACAUCGGCAAGGAUGCUCGACUGCAGCCGGGGCUUCCGCCCGCAGAGCGCGGUGGCAGUGUCGGCAGCGGGCGAAGCAAGUCGGGUAGCUACCGGGUGCUGGAGAACUCAGCGCCGCACCUGCUGGACGUGGACGCGGACAGCGGGCUCCUCUACACCAAGCAGCGCAUCGACCGUGAGUCCCUGUGCCGCCACAACGCCAAGUGCCAGCUGUCCCUCGAGGUGUUCGCCAACGACAAGGAAAUCUGCAUGAUCAAGGUGGAGAUCCAGGACAUCAACGACAACGCCCCCUCCUUCCCCUCGGACCAGAUUGAGAUGGACAUCUCGGAGAACGCGGCGCCGGGUACCCGCUUCCCUCUCACCAGCGCACAUGACCCGGACGCCGGCGAGAACGGGCUCCGCACCUAUCUGCUCACGCGCGACGACCAUGGGCUCUUCGCGCUGGACGUCAAGUCCCGCGGCGACGGCACCAAAUUCCCAGAGCUGGUUAUCCAGAAGGCGCUGGACCGCGAGCAGCAGAACCACCACACGCUUGUGCUGACCGCCCUGGACGGCGGCGAGCCGCCGCGAUCGGCCACUGUGCAAAUCAACGUGAAGGUGAUAGACUCUAACGACAACAGCCCGGUGUUCGAGGCGCCCUCCUACUUGGUGGAGCUGCCAGAGAAUGCCCCACUGGGCACCGUGGUCAUUGAUCUGAAUGCCACCGACGCCGACGAGGGUCCCAAUGGUGAAGUCCUCUACUCCUUCAGCAGCUAUGUGCCUGACCGCGUAAGAGAGCUCUUCUCCAUCGACCCUAAGACCGGCCUGAUCCGUGUCAAGGGCAAUCUGGACUAUGAGGAGAAUGGGAUGCUGGAGAUCGACGUACAGGCCCGAGACUUGGGGCCCAACCCCAUCCCGGCCCACUGCAAGGUCACUGUCAAGCUCAUCGACCGCAACGACAACGCGCCGUCCAUUGGUUUCGUCUCCGUGCGCCAGGGGGCGCUGAGCGAGGCCGCCCCGCCCGGCACCGUCAUAGCCCUAGUGCGGGUCACUGACCGGGACUCGGGCAAGAACGGGCAGCUGCAGUGCAGGGUACUGGGCGGAGGAGGGACGGGCGGCGGCGGCGGCGGCCUGGGCGGGCCCGGAGGUUCUGUCCCCUUCAAGCUUGAGGAGAACUACGACAACUUCUACACGGUGGUGACUGACCGCCCGCUGGACCGCGAGACACAGGACGAGUACAACGUGACAAUCGUGGCGCGGGACGGGGGCUCGCCUCCUCUCAACUCCACCAAGUCGUUCGCUGUCAAGAUUCUGGACGAGAACGACAACCCUCCUCGUUUCACCAAGGGACUCUAUGUGCUGCAGGUGCACGAAAACAACAUCCCAGGAGAGUACCUGGGCUCCGUGCUCGCCCAGGACCCCGACCUGGGCCAGAACGGCACGGUGUCCUACUCCAUCCUGCCCUCGCACAUCGGCGACGUGUCCAUCUACACCUAUGUGUCUGUGAACCCCACCAACGGGGCCAUCUACGCCCUGCGCUCCUUUAACUACGAGCAGACCAAGGCUUUUGAGUUCAAGGUGCUUGCUAAGGACUCAGGGGCGCCCGCGCACUUGGAGAGCAACGCCACUGUGAGGGUGACGGUGCUAGACGUGAAUGACAACGCGCCGGUGAUCGUGCUGCCCACGCUGCAGAACGACACCGCUGAGCUGCAGGUGCCGCGCAACGCCGGCCUGGGCUACCUGGUGAGCACCGUACGCGCCCUUGACAGUGACUUCGGCGAGAGUGGGCGCCUCACCUACGAGAUCGUAGACGGAAACGACGACCACCUGUUUGAAAUCGAUCCCUCCAGCGGCGAGAUCCGCACGCUGCACCCCUUCUGGGAGGACGUGACGCCGGUGGUGGAGCUGGUGGUGAAGGUGACUGACCACGGGAAGCCCACCCUGUCCGCGGUGGCCAAGCUCAUCAUCCGCUCCGUGAGCGGCUCCUUGCCCGAAGGGGUUCCCCGGGUAAACGGCGAGCAGCACCACUGGGACAUGUCGCUGCCGCUCAUCGUGACUCUGAGCACUAUCUCUAUCAUUCUCCUAGCGGCCAUGAUCACCAUUGCCGUCAAGUGCAAGCGCGAGAACAAGGAGAUUCGCACCUACAACUGCCGCAUCGCCGAGUACAGCCACCCGCAGCUGGGCGGGGGCAAGGGCAAGAAGAAAAAAAUCAACAAAAAUGAUAUUAUGCUGGUGCAGAGCGAGGUGGAAGAGAGGAACGCCAUGAAUGUCAUGAACGUGGUGAGCAGCCCCUCCCUGGCCACCUCCCCUAUGUACUUCGACUACCAGACCCGGCUGCCCCUCAGCUCGCCCCGAUCGGAGGUGAUGUAUCUCAAACCGGCCUCCAACAACCUGACUGUUCCUCAGGGGCACGCGGGCUGCCACACCAGCUUCACCGGACAAGGGACUAAUGCAAGCGAGACCCCUGCCACUCGGAUGUCCAUAAUUCAGACAGACAAUUUUCCCGCAGAGCCCAAUUACAUGGGCAGCAGGCAGCAGUUUGUUCAAAGUAGCUCCACGUUUAAGGACCCAGAAAGAGCCAGCCUGAGAGACAGUGGGCACGGGGACAGUGAUCAGGCUGACAGUGACCAAGACACUAACAAAGGCUCCUGCUGUGACAUGUCUGUUAGGGAGGCACUCAAGAUGAAAACUACUUCAACUAAAAGCCAACCACUUGAACAAGAACCAGAAGAGUGCGUUAAUUGCACAGAUGAAUGCCGAGUGCUUGGUCAUUCUGACAGGUGUUGGAUGCCACAGUUCCCUGCAGCCAAUCAGGCUGAAAAUGCAGAUUACCGCACAAAUCUCUUUGUACCCACAGUUGAAGCUAACGUUGAGACUGAGACUUACGAAACUGUGAAUCCCACUGGGAAAAAGACUUUUUGUACAUUUGGAAAAGACAAGCGAGAGCACACUAUUCUCAUUGCCAAUGUUAAACCUUAUUUAAAAGCCAAACGUGCCCUGAGCCCUCUCCUUCAAGAGGUCCCCUCAGCAUCAAGCAGCCCAACCAAGGCUUGCAUUGAGCCUUGCACCUCAACAAAAGGCUCUCUGGAUGGUUGCGAAGCAAAAUCAGGAGCCCUGGCCGAAGCAAGCAGCCAAUACUUGCCCACUGACAGUCAGUAUCUGUCACCCAAUAAGCAACCAAGAGACCCUCCGUUCAUGGCUUCUGAUCAGAUGGCAAGGGUCUUUGCAGAUGUGCAUUCUAGAGCCAGCCGGGAUUCCAGCGAGAUGGGCGCUGUUCUUGAGCAGCUUGACCACCCCAACAGGGAUCUGGGCAGAGAAUCGGUGGAUGCGGAGGAAGUCGUGAGAGAAAUUGAUAAGCUUUUGCAGGACUGCCGGGGAAACGACCCUGUGGCUGUGAGAAAAUGA
This is a messenger RNA of Callorhinus ursinus (northern fur seal), 3492 nucleotides long. It is a transcript of the gene PCDH17, whose product is annotated as protocadherin 17. Gene Ontology annotation, molecular function: calcium ion binding. The record is from RefSeq and is a predicted model, not a curated record. Gene Ontology annotation, cellular component: plasma membrane. Gene Ontology annotation, biological process: homophilic cell-cell adhesion. Lineage: Eukaryota; Metazoa; Chordata; Mammalia; Carnivora; Otariidae.